AUUUAGAGAAGUGGACAGUUCCUGCUUUGGCAGCGAAGACGGAAGAAAGCAGCUUUAAAUCAUCAGCGCCUCAAACAUGAACGCCCGUCACUCUCUGAUCUGCUUCUUCUUCCUCACACUGAGGGAUGGAAACAGUGGGCUCACCAACGCACAAAACCUCGACCGUACAGAAACUGAAGGAGGAAACUUCAGAGUUUCAUGCUCCUUUACUUUCUCUGGAGGAAGGAAGCUCUUCUGUAAGGGAAAAUGUGAAGAAGGAAACAUUCUGGUUGAAACGACUGGAGACUCCGAACAGAGGGGCCGAUACAGCAUCAGAUAUAACGAGGGGACUCUAUUAUCUUACGCAAUUCUGUACGUGGGCAUCACAAAACUGACCAAGUCUGACGCAGGACGGUACCAAUGUGGUCUGGUCAGAUCUGCACUUUUCCCUGACUCAUACCAGGACAUUGAGAUCAGAAUUACAGAUGCUCCAACCUCUUCAAAACCAGAAGUGACUCUCCGACCUUUUCCAACAUCAGCCCCAUCAGCCUCCCCACUGACCACCACUCAGAGUCUGAGCUCCAUACCUUCCUCAGCCUCCCCUGAACGCACCACGCAGCCUCCAGAUGGUGUGGUGCUGUACGUUGGUCUGAUUCUGCUCGUCAUGUUCAUCGUACUAUCGGUUGUGUUGCUGAUAUUCUGCAGGAAGAGAGCCAGGAAAGAACCUCCUAUGGAAACUGAGUAUAUUUCUGAUACAGAGGCUAAAGAUGACCCGGGUAAUCUCAACUACUCGGAGGUGGAUUUCUCAAAAAAUGGUGCUGCCCCGCUCCACAGCGCCCCCUGUGGCGACACAGAUAACGUCCUGUACUCUGAUCCUCGGGUAGCACAGAGCUCCGACGUUAGCCACGCAGAAGACGCUUCACUUGCUCUUUACUCCACUAUUUCUUUACAUCAGAUGUAGCUUCAAAUCUGUUAUUUCCAAAUGUACUUUCUCAGUGACGGACAGGCGAACACAAAGUUGUGUCAUUACGCAUUUCAAAUGUAUCUGGUAAAUAACUUAAAGGUCUCCUAUCAUGCAAAAUGCACUUUUUAAUGUCCUUUAGGUUACUCACAAAGUGUCAGAAAAUGAAACCCUCUCUCUUUUCCUCCGUACCCACAUCUCUAAAAACGGGGGUACAACGGAGCUGAUCCAGAUUUGCGUCCGAUAUGACAUAAUAUCGGAAAUGUGGACCCACAGCCCUUUCAGAAACAUUACUAUCAGAAAAAAUGCACGACGUGUUUUGGACGUAAAAUGGUCUUUGUUUACAUUAGCAUCGCUAACGCUACUGGAGAGAGUAUGUGUAAAAAAGCAGGAAAUAAAAAGGAACUCACCUUGUGGUAUAACCGGCAAGAAAGAAAGCCUUUGAGCUCCAUACUGUUUCAGAAAUAAUCCUUGAUGUGGUUUGGAACA
Gymnodraco acuticeps is the source of this 1429-nucleotide messenger RNA. RefSeq lists its product as uncharacterized. Lineage: Eukaryota; Metazoa; Chordata; Actinopteri; Perciformes; Bathydraconidae. The coding region runs from base 77 to 940 and encodes 287 amino acids. The record is from RefSeq and is a predicted model, not a curated record. The transcript is spliced from 6 exons.